GUAUUCACAUCUUUUCUAUUUUCCCUGUAUAUUAUUUUUGUCUGUGCUCUUCUCUGCCCCACCCCCCACUUACUGUUUUAUUAUCAGAAAAUAGAUGCCAUGGAUGUUUGGGAAGACCUCACUGAACUUGGUUAUCAUCUUGCCGAAUUACCAGUAGAGCCACACCUUGGUAAAAUGGUGCUGUGUGCUGUUGUUUUGAAGUGCCUGGAUCCCAUUCUCACUAUUGCUUGCACUCUUGCGUAUCGAGAGCCUUUUGUUCUACCUAUGGUGGCCUCUCAAAAGCGUGCAGCUAUGCUGUGCAGAAAACGUUUAGCUGCAGGAACAUUCAGUGACCAUAUGGUGCUCCUCAGGGCUUUCCAGGCAUGGCAGAAGGCACGAAGUGAUGGCUGGGAGAGGGUCUUCUGUGAAAAAAACUUUGUUUCUCAAGCUACAAUGGAAAUCAUCGUAGGCAUGAGAACAGAGUUACUUGGUCAGCUUAGAGCUUCAGGUUUUGUCAGAGCCAGAGGAGGUGCUGAUAUUAGAGAUGUUAAUGCUAACUCUGAAAACUGGGCUGUGGUUAAAGCUGCCUUAGUGGCUGGGAUGUACCCCAAUCUUGUGCAUGUGGACAGGGAAAACCUGGUUUUGACAGGCCCAGAAGAGAAGAAAGUGCGAUUUCAUCCUACGUCUGUUCUUAGCCAGGCUCAGUAUAAAAAGAUUCCGCCAUCAAAUGGGCAAGCUGCAGCUGUUCAGGCACUCCCUACUGACUGGCUUAUAUAUGAUGAAAUGACAAGAGCUCGCAGGAUAGCAAAUAUCAGAUGUUGUUCAGUUGUAACACCUGUCACUGUGGCACUCUUCUCUGGACCAGCUAGGUUACCACAUAAUGCUUUGGAAGAGCCUUUGUCCUUUCGAGGAAAUAGGGUAGCUAAUGAUGACAGCGAUAGUGGGAUGGAGGACGAAAGAUCCAAUGUGGCACUACUGAAGCUGGAUGAAUGGCUCCAUUUCAAAUUGGACUCUGAAGUUGCUGGUUUGCUGAUGCAACUCAAACUCAAGUGGCAUAGCUUACUUCUGCGCCGAAUGAGAGCUCCUUCUAAACCUUGGUCUCAAGCUGAUGAAAUAACUAUAAGAACAAUUGUAUCUGUUCUAAGUACUGAAGAACAGUUUGCAGGAUUGCUGCAGCCUUCAGGAGUUGGUCAGAGGCCAAGGCCUGUUUCUUACAAUGAACUUCCUUCAGCACCUACCUGGAGGUCAGCCAGCACCUCAGCAGAAAAUGAAUUAUCUGAUGAUUCCUCUAACGCUGAAAAAGUUCUGAGGAAGUCUGCACAUCCAGCAUUUCAUCAGCCAAGGAGAUACAAAGAAAAAAAUAUUUUGUCUUCCAAACGAACAUCAGAUGAGAAGUCAGAUCAGUCAUCAGUGAAAUCUACAGGCAGCAGUUCCUGUCCUAGCCCACGUGCUAGUCCUUCUCCAAUGUCUGGAAAGGAGCUGGACCCGCAAAUUGGAGAGCAGUUGCUCCAGCUCUGGGAUCAUCCUACUUCAGCAGGAAAAAGCUCAACUGACAACGUAAAGUAAUAAAAUAGCACCCUGGGUGUCAGAAAUUACUUAAAGCCAGAAAUGUGCCUCCAGUAAGAAGAUGAGGAAGAGGAUGGUGCAACAAGGCCUGAAAGUGUUAGUGAUGCUGUGCAGCUGGCACUGGAAGAGUAAAAGGAAAUAAAGUGGACUGUAAUAUUUUUCAUGUAUUAACAAAAAUCUUAACGUUGUUCACCCGCCUGAUUUCAAGUGAAUUAUUUUUUUCUGAAGUAAAUAUUUAGUGUGUAGGUGAUUUUCAGAAAUAGGGUUAAAUUAAGAACAAAACCUGCAAUUGUGCUUACUGAGUUUUAAAUGGCACAGCAAGUACAGUUUGAACUGUUGAAGUACACAGUUACGUUCAAAGCUUUUUCAGCAUGAGUGGUAAAGAAACCAGUGUUUCUAAUAAUUGGUCUUGUGGGUUGUUGAAAUUGAACAAAUUUCCUUUACUAAAACGAAUGAAAGAUUUCCUUAAGAAUUAGUUGACGUUCCAUGUGAGAAAUCAAUAUGUAUUCAUACAAACAAUUGAGCAGCUGGAGAAUAUAGAAGUUCACUGAAAUAUGUAAAUCAAAGGGAGUGUGAGACUCCUUUGAGAGUUGUCUUGUUUGAUGUCUGCUCCCAGUUUGUAGUUUUACACCUUGUUAACGAUGAGCGUAGUUUACUAAGUCUCAGUUGCGUGGUAAUGGGUGAAAGUCUAUAGGGCCCCACUGUGGGCAUUCUUAGGAGGGGAUUUGGGUUCAUUAAAGAAAUAACUGCCAGCACAGCUUUCUUUGAUUACCGAGUUUCUCUUUACAGGUUAAGUUCUUGCUGUGUAAGAUUAGUGUCAAUUCACUCUAUUUGCUGUCAGCACGAUGUUUGUAGUUGAUGUUAAAAUAAACACAGAGCGUUUUCUGCCUCUGA
Messenger RNA from Lagopus leucura (white-tailed ptarmigan), 2439 nucleotides. It is a transcript of the gene YTHDC2, whose product is annotated as YTH domain containing 2. The record is from RefSeq and is a predicted model, not a curated record. Lineage: Eukaryota; Metazoa; Chordata; Aves; Galliformes; Phasianidae. Gene Ontology annotation, cellular component: intracellular anatomical structure. The annotation marks the transcript as partial. The transcript is spliced from 9 exons. Gene Ontology annotation, molecular function: RNA binding.